Molecule: messenger RNA, 1799 nt
Organism: Arachis duranensis
Lineage: Eukaryota; Viridiplantae; Streptophyta; Magnoliopsida; Fabales; Fabaceae
Exons: 16
Coding region: 46-1614 (522 amino acids)
Biological process (GO): rRNA processing; RNA methylation; regulation of DNA-templated transcription
Molecular function (GO): RNA binding; rRNA methyltransferase activity
Source: RefSeq, a predicted model, not a curated record
UCAUAAUCCAAAAAACAUAACGAUUCGAAAGAACGAAGCGAAAACAUGGCGCAAGUGCUGUACCUGCGGUUGUGUCUCCCUGCAGAACCCCGAAAAUUCUCACCUUCUUCUUCUACUUCUUCUUCUUCUUCUUCUUCUUCUUCCAAACCUUCAAAAACCACUUCAUUGAUUCGCUUGCUCAAAACCCAGAAGCUGAAUUCAGAGGUUUCUCCUCACAGAGCUGUCUCAGCUGUGAGAUUGAUGAGGAUAGAGCUUGGUGGUGCUUUUGCUGACCUUCUCAAUGAGAAAGGCAAAGGUUCUGGCGAGAAUGAGAUGGGAUAUGUCCAGAGAACGCUCGGCUUUCGAACCCGGGAAUUGAAUCAUCAUGAUCUUAGAUUGGUUACUGACAUUGUUGGCGGCACAAUUCGUUGGAGAAGAUAUCUUGAUCAUCUGAUCAGUUCAGUUUGUCAUGAUAAAGAUAUAUCUAGUAUGGAACCUCUUCUCUUACAGAUUCUAAGAAUAGGAUUCUAUGAGAUUGUCAAAUUAGAUAUGCCGCCAUAUGCUGUUGUAGAUGAGAAUGUUAGGCUUGCCAAAGUUGCGCUUAGACCUGGUGCCGGCAACAUGGUCAACGGAAUCCUCCGAAAGCUAGUUGCACUCAAGGAAGAUGAGGUUCUUCCUUUGCCCAGAGUGGAGGGUGAUGAUCGUGCCCAAGCCCGUGCUUUAGCAACUCUAUACUCACACCCAGUUUGGAUGGUAAGGAGAUGGACAAAGUAUCUUGGCCAGGAAGAAACCAUUAAAUUGAUGAAAUGGAACAACAGUGAACCUAGUUUCAGCUUAAGAGCAAACCAGGCAAGAGGUUUUUCGAGAGAUGACCUUGUGAUGCAGCUUAAUGCAUUGAAGGUCCCAUACAGCGUUUCACCACAUUUGGAUGAAUUUGUUCGCGUCAAAACCGGAUUGCAGACUGUAAUUCAUGCCGGAUUACUCAGAAAAGGCUUAUGUUCAGUUCAAGAUGAAAGUGCAGGUCUGGUAGUCUCUAUUGUGGAUCCUCAACCGGGUGAAACUGUGAUUGAUUGCUGUGCUGCUCCUGGUGGAAAGACCUUAUACAUGGCCUCUCGUUUAUGUGGCCAAGGUUUGGUAUUUGCAGUUGAUGUAAAUCGUGGCAGAUUGAGGAUUCUCAAAGAGACAGCAAAGUUGCACCAAGUAGACGGCGUUGUUACCACCGUCCACGCCGAUCUUCGCGUGUUAACGGAUGGUGAAGCGCUAAAGAGUAACAAAGUUUUGUUGGAUGCUCCAUGCUCUGGGCUUGGUGUUCUUUCGAAGAGAGCAGAUUUGCGAUGGAACCGGAAGCUGGAAGAUAUGGAAGACCUGAAGAAAUUACAGGACGAGCUCCUCGAUGCGGCGGCCAAAUUGGUAAAACCUGGUGGAGUGUUAGUUUAUAGUACAUGCUCCAUAGAUCCUGAAGAGAAUGAGGAGAGGGUAGCAGCAUUUCUUCAAAGACAUGCGGAAUUUCGCAUUGAUCCUGUAGACAGAUUUGUUCCACCUGAUUUUGUGACGGACGGUGGUUUCUAUUUUUCUAACCCGGUAAAGCAUUCGCUCGAUGGCUCCUUUGCGGCUCGAUUGGUGCGCGCUUCCUAACUGUCCCCCAUUUCGGGAUGGCACUCAAUGGAAAACAGAGCGGCUGAGUUGCUGCGGCCACAGUCCAUCUCUUUACAAAUCCAGGGCAGACUUUCUGAUUUCUCAUCCAUGAAAAAGGUUUAUAUCUGAGAUGCCUGCAACUUCAGUUUCAUCAGGCUGGUAAUCCUUAACAACAUACUUGCUUG